AUGAACGUGUGGGUGUUUGCAGAAGAUGCCCCCUCCCCCACAACUCUUAACCUCCCACACUUCCUGCUGAACCGGAGGGUGCCCCAGAGGACUCUGGGGGGUGAUGUCAGCACCAAUGCGGGAAGAGGCCUGGUGCAGAAGGGAGGGGCCCGGGCUGGCGCCCAAGGACGCACAGAGUCCAGCCUUAGGAGGCCCUGGGGACCUUGCUCUACUAAAGACCUCUGGGGCAGCGGGAAUGGCCGUAGCAGUGGGCCCCGCCCCCGCGGUCGCACCCGGGGCCCGGGAGUCUGGGCUUCCCGCUCCUGGGGCCCUUGCAGCCGGCUGGUGGCGUUUCUGCCUGACUCCCGUCUGUUCCAAGGACGUAACCAGACCACACGCCCACGCGGUGUGGGACUUCCUUUCCUGACUUCUGGGCGCUCAAGUUCAGGUGCACAAGGCUGGUUACACGGCAGUCGGAUUGGCCCUGACGCUCUCCCUUCUGCACCUUUCCUGGCGUUCAGCCCCCACGGCUCCGUGUCCAGAAGGGCGCGGCGAGGGCGGAGGGCGGGGACUCCGUGGACCCAGGCGUCAGCACGCGGCUUUCAAAGGCUGCGUGGGCUGCCCACACCCGGGUCAUCUCAGGGCGGUGCAGGCCCCGCUCACGGCGCCAACAGCCUCCUCUCGGUGCCGAACUCGGCGUCCCCGCGCCGCGUCCCUGCACCAGGAAUCCCCAGCCUGCGUCUCCCACUGCUGGGGAAGCACUUCUCUUGGGGUUCUCCCCCAAAGAGAAGAAAACCGCUGGAAAUGUCCCGGAACACCAUCUUUUGGUGGAACACCGAUAUCGCCCCUCCCCCAAAGAAAACAAACGCAGGCAAUGUUAUCCGAAACGUUUUAUAAAGUGCUCGUAAACACGAUCUCCGGUGA
Phyllostomus discolor (pale spear-nosed bat) is the source of this 903-nucleotide messenger RNA. RefSeq lists its product as uncharacterized. Lineage: Eukaryota; Metazoa; Chordata; Mammalia; Chiroptera; Phyllostomidae. The record is from RefSeq and is a predicted model, not a curated record. The coding region runs from base 1 to 876 and encodes 291 amino acids. The transcript has 3 exons.